AAUGAAGAAGACGCUAAUGUUCAGAAACUUCACGUGGAAACUGACAAGAGAGUAUACAUGUGUGUUUUGCUACGUUACUUUGUAUUUUGUUCGAUUAAUAUGACAUUUUGGUGUACAAGAAACCAUUUUAGCCGUUUCGAGCAAUAUAUGUGUUGUACGAUUUGACGUUUUUUAUGCUGUUUUUUAUAUCUAGAGUACAUGACAUCCGAGAGAAGAUGACUGAUGCUUUUUGCAGCAAUAGUGAGGCGGUUCUUCAACGCACUGUCAAUGUGUCCACCACUACAACAGACAGCCAAGCAAAAAAUUUGAUUGAGCUGUAUCAGAUAAAUGAGACGUGUCAUUUUAUCACAAGCAAUCAGUUCAAAAAGGUAGCCCUACAGUUUCCAGAUGAGCUCCUGUCUGAUGCUGUCCAAAUCUCUGCCGAAAUAGAGAAAGAAACCAAAGCAAAGACGUUUAUUUUAGGAGAUACGUCCUAUGGCAGCUGUUGUGUGGAUGAAGUAGCAGCAGAACAUGUACGAGCAGACUGUAUAGUGCAUUAUGGGCCAUCAUGCCUUAGCCCAUGCCAAAGACUACCUCUUCUGUAUGUGUUCGGAAAGAGACCUAUUGAUGUCCAGCAAUGUGCAGCCGCCUUCAAAGAGCUUUACCCUGACUGCCAAAGUCAUGUAUUCAUCCUUUAUGAUGUCACUUACACACAUGCUAUAGCUGAUUUCAGGGAGAUUUUGUGUGAUGUCUACCCCAAUGUUGUGGUCUCUCUUCUAAAAGUGGAUCAUUCCCAUGGUGCUAACCUGAUACACGACAGCUGUGUGAUCAGUGAUCACUCGGAUUCACAGGAUGAUAGAGUAAUAUUUAAAUUUGGUAGACAGUUUUGUGUAAAAGAGGGACUGAGGAUUGAUGAUUACAGUAUGUUCUACGUUGGCCAGGAAGGGCCGACUCUUACAAACUUUAUGAUGACUUGGAACCAUUGUUCCUUCAGCUCAUUUGAUCCAGUAACGUGCGCAGGCCGAGUUGAAUCUGUUAAUAUCAAUAAGGCACUAAUGAAACGUUAUUAUGCAGUAGAGCGUGCCAAAGAUGCCAGUGUGGUGGGAAUUUUGGUGGGCACGCUUGGUGUCGCCAACUACCUGACCAUCAUUGAACAGCUAAAGGACAUCAUUCACAAAGCAGGCAAAAAGAGCUACAUGUUUGCCAUGGGAAAGAUCAAUGUCCCCAAGCUAGCCAACUUCUUGGAGAUCGAUGUCUACGUGCUAGUUGCCUGCCCAGAAAACUCGCUGCUGGAUUCAAGUGAAUUUUAUAGACCUGUGGUGACGCCUUUUGAGAUGGAGCUGGCGUGCAAUAGGCACAGAGAAUGGACUGGAGAAUAUGUCACUGAUUUCAGAGAUUUACUGCCUGGUGGAAGCAGUCAUGUUGGUUUACCCGAACCAAAUCAGUCUAACAAUGAGGAGGAGACCACUGAUGUCUCACUUAUCACUGGAGCUUUGCGGACCUCUGGUUUAACCAGUUGCACUUUACAGUCGUCCUCACUUGUCCCCAGGAACCAAACCCUCACCGUGGCUAAUACUAAUACCGCAGCAUCAUUUUUGGCUGGCCGUAGUUGGCAGGGACUGGAGCCCAUGCUGGGACAGACACCAGUGGUGAAAGCUGUGAAAGGACGGAGAGGCAUUGCAAUUGCUUAUGAGGAAGAGGGAGGGAGCGAUAAGGACUCUUCAACAGCACCCCUUCAGCAAUAA
Paramisgurnus dabryanus is the source of this 1724-nucleotide messenger RNA. RefSeq names its product diphthamide biosynthesis 2 (gene dph2). NCBI's taxonomy places the organism in Eukaryota, Metazoa, Chordata, Actinopteri, Cypriniformes, Cobitidae. The record is from RefSeq and is a predicted model, not a curated record. Gene Ontology annotation, biological process: protein histidyl modification to diphthamide. Gene Ontology annotation, molecular function: 2-(3-amino-3-carboxypropyl)histidine synthase activity.